AUGAAGUUGUAAGCAGAAUGUCAUAAAAUUACUACCUUAGAGUAAGAUAUAUAAGAGAGUGAAGAGGGGUGGCUUUCUAUAAAUAAAUCUGCAAUAAAUUAAUUUAGGAGUUGUAUAAAGGUUUCAAGUAAAAUUUAUGUCAAACAUAAAUUUUAUUUUUGUUUGUAAAUGUCAUAGCUAAAACUUCAAGUAAUAGGGAUUUCAUAUUCUAGCAUUGCUCUAGUUCAUGCGCUUAGACUUCUUCAUGUAAGAUUCAACCAAUGAUGCAUGGGAGGCAACCAGAUCCUAUUAGUGCUUAGCAAUAGGAAAAUUUAAUCAAUUUAGGAAAUUCAGAUUAGAAGAGAAGAAACUGUUGUGCUGGAGAUCGUUUCAUACCAAUGAUCAAGAAGAAAUUUAAUAUUCUUUCCGAAACUAAGGCUCCAGCCCAAGACAUAGCAUCAUCUUAGGCUGCCUUAGAAAUGCUAUAUAAACAAUAAAUUCUUGAUUAAGAGCCUGUAGUGGAGCCUGAAAAUGGUUCACUCAAAUUUGUGAACUAAAAUAAUUUCUAAUAUAAGAAUGAACAUCUCCAUUAUAUAGAUUCUAUAGAUCCAAAAAAUUAUAAUAGGUAAAGAAUAUAAAAAUAAUAAAAGUCCUUUGGUAGAUCACAAAUAUUUUGCUUUGCCAGAGACUAUGUCAAGCUAUUAUGGGAAAUAUAUUAGGAAAAUACCAAAAGUACCUUUUAAAGUUUUGGAUGCCCCAUAAUUAUAAGAUGAUUUCUAUUUAAAUUUAAUAGAUUGGAGUAAUCAAAAUACUCUUUCUGUAGCAUUAAGUAAUUGUGUAUAUUUAUGGUACGAUUUUAAUUUAAAAGUAGGAAUGCUUAAUCAUCAAAAGUAACAAAGUUACUAGAUCUAAGUAAUGAUAUAGUCACUAGUGUUGGAUGGUCUUUAAGAGGUCCUUUCUUAGGAGUGGGAACUAAUAAUGGAGAAGUAUAAAUUUGGGAUGCUUGUAAAUUAUAAAGAGUAAGAACUUAUAAAAGUCAUGUUGCAAGAGUAGGAACUCUAUGUUUUGCUGAGAAUAUGUUAAGUAGUGGUUCAAGAGAUAAAUCUAUACUUUAAAGAGAUUUAAGACAAAAAGAAGACUUUUUCUUUAAAUAGACUGCUCAUAAAUAAGAAGUUUGUGGAUUAAAAUGGUCACCAGAUAGUCAAUUAUUAGCUUCUGGAGGAAAUGAUAAUAAAUUAUAUAUUUGGAGUGCAUCAUAACAUGAUAAACCUAUAUUCAAAUUCACAGAACAUUAAGCAGCUGUAAAAGCAAUAGCAUGGAGUCCACAUUAACAUGGUUUAUUAGCAAGUGGUGGAGGAACUGCAGAUAAAACUAUAAGAUUUUGGAAUGCUUUAGAAGGCAAAUUAUUAUCAAAAGAAGAUACUGGAAGUUAAGUUUGUAAUUUAAUGUUCAGUAAGAUGGAAAAUGAACUAAUAUCUACUCAUGGUUAUAGUCAACAUUAGAUUAUUCUUUGGAAAUGUAAUGGAAUGAAAAGAAUAGCUACUUUGGUUGGACACACUAGUCGGUAAGAAUUCUAUUUAUANGUGCCUAGCAAUAGGAAAAUUUAAUCAAUUUAGGAAAUACAGAUUAGAAGAGAAGGAACAGUUGUGCUGGGGAUCGUUUCAUUCCAAUGAUCAAGAAGAAAUUCAAUAUACUUUCAGAAACUAAGGCUCCAGCCCAAGACAUAGCAUCAUCUUAGGCAGCUUUGGAGAUGCUAUAUAAACAAUAAAUUCUUGAUUAAGAACCUGUAAUGGAGCCAGAAAAUGGUUCAUUAAAAUUUGUGAAUCAAAAUAAUUUCUAAUACAAGAAUGAACAUCUCCAUUAUAUAGAUUCUAUAGAUCCAAAAAAUUAUAAUAGGUAAACAAUAUAAAAAUAAUAUAAGUCCUUUGGUAGAUCACAAAUACUUUGCUUUGCCAGAAACUAUGUCAAGUUAUUAUGGGAAAUAUAUAAGGAAAAUUCCAAAAGUACCUUUUAAAGUUUUAGAUGCCCCAUAAUUAUAAGAUGAUUUCUAUUUAAAUUUAAUAGAUUGGAGUAAUUAAAAUACUCUUUCUGUAGCAUUAAGUAAUUGUGUAUAUUUAUGGUAUGAUUUUAAUUUAAAAGUAGGAAUGCUUAAUCAUCAAAAGUAACAAAAUUACUAGAUCUAAGUAAUGAUAUAGUCACUAGUGUUGGAUGGUCUUUGAGAGGUCCUUUCUUAGGAGUAGGAACUAACAAUGGUGAAGUAUAAAUUUGGGAUGCUUGUAAAUUAUAAAAAGUAAGAACUUAUAAAAGUCAUGUUGCAAGAGUAGGUACUCUAUGUUUUGCUGAGAAUAUGUUAAGUAGUGGUUCAAGAGAUAAAUCUAUACUUUAAAGAGAUUUAAGACAAAAAGAAGACUUUUUCUUUAAAUAGACUGCUCAUAAAUAAGAAGUUUGUGGAUUAAAAUGGUCACCAGAUAGUCAAUUAUUAGCUUCUGGAGGAAAUGAUAAUAAAUUAUAUAUUUGGAGUGCAUCAUAACAUGAUAAACCUAUAUUCAAAUUCACAGAACAUUAAGCAGCUGUAAAAGCAAUAGCAUGGAGUCCACAUUAACAUGGUUUAUUAGCAAGUGGUGGAGGAACUGCAGAUAAAACUAUAAGAUUUUGGAAUGCUUUAGAAGGCAAAUUAUUAUCAAAAGAAGAUACUGGAAGUUAAGUUUGUAAUUUAAUGUUCAGUAAGAUGGAAAAUGAACUAAUAUCUACUCAUGGUUAUAGUCAACAUUAGAUUAUUCUUUGGAAAUGUAAUGGAAUGAAAAGAAUAGCUACUUUGGUUGGACACACUAGUCGGUAAGAAUUCUAUUUAUAAAUUUAAUAGUGUUCUCUAUUUAGCAAUGUCUCCAGAUGGAUAUACUAUAGUAACUGGAGCAGGAGAUGAAACAUUAAGAUUUUGGAAUAUAUAUCCUUAAAGUCUUGGUGAAUCAUCUAGCAAUAAAUGCUAAUUGGUACCACAAAAUAUCAGUAUACGUUGA
This is a messenger RNA of Paramecium primaurelia, 2996 nucleotides long. Lineage: Eukaryota; Ciliophora; Oligohymenophorea; Peniculida; Parameciidae. The record is from the annotation of a GenBank genome assembly.